AAUUUUACUGAAGCGUUCUGUCAGAAAACAAUUCGUGAAAUUUUUGUUUUAACUGCUCUUUGAAAUAUAUAGUACAUUUGAUGCACAUAAAGAGUGAGUUUGUGAACCUAAAUUUAUCGUGGCCGAAGUAAACGUGCAUCAUUUUGUGUUAAAUAAUACUAUUAAUGUAAAUAUAUCGAACCUAGAAAAUGUGGUUCUUCGGAUUUCGAAAAAAUGAUCGCAACAUACGGCAUGUUUUCUGAAAGAGAACUGCAUUGUAUGCAGGUAAUAGCACUUUCCCAAGUGAAUUGGCCGUAUGAAAUUUAUCGUUAUUCCUUUAAAUGAAAUUUCUGUAGAAAAGAGAAUGAUCUACUAAAUUUAUCACUAAAAGUUUUCAAGUUUUAUUCUGUUUUUAUUUCGUUUACUCAUUUUUUGACUUUGAGAUAUGGAAGACAGACAGAAAUCAGCUGAUCGAGAAUCAGCAGAGAAAUGCACCUGAUCGUCCUGUUCGGCAACAGCGCGUAUGGAGUAUUGCCAACGUAAAAUUAAAAUGAUCUUUGUUUAGCACUGAUUUGAUUAAAAAUGUAAUUGUUGUAUGACAUUAAGAGCUUUUUAACGGAACCUUUCUUAUAAAUAUAAAAUUCUUUCACGUUCUACCUUGAAUUCGAAGUGAAAUAUUUUAACAAUGUGUUAGGAUUUUGAUUUAUCUUCAUAAAUUCAAAAGCAUAAUAUUUUUGGGUGAUGUAUUAGCCACGUCUUUGAGAGAUAUGUUCGUAACCGUACUUCGUUAUCUUGUGUUAAUUACACUUUCGCUAAUCGAUCUGGUGCAAUGGCGAAAUGCACUGAUUGUAAUGUGUUCACAUACGUGGUUGGGAAUGGUUACGGUUAGUGGUCCAAGCGUGAUUAACUAGUCAAAUGAAUAAUUAAGAAAAUAUUAGUGGGCACGGGAAAGUCCUAAUAAUUUGUAGAAAUGGAAGAAAUCAUGAAAAUAACGCAGAGUUUACUUUAUUUUGGGUCCGAACAAAAUACGUGUGUUAUUGGUUGCAAAACUACUUAGCACCAUAUGAUGGACAUGUCUGAAAAUCCGUAAAAUUGCAACACCAAACUAUUAGUUUAUGUUCUUUGAUAGUGAAGUGAUAACUUAAUGACAAAGAAAAAAUGUGCAAUUUAUGGUGCUGUGGUCAUAGGGGUUAUAGUAUUAUAGAGGAUGAAUCGGUCCAGACAAUUGAGGGAGAAGAAAGUUUUUUUUGUUAUGGCUAUAAAUACAAUAAUAUGAAGAGAUUUUCAUUUCAUAUAUUUGCUCUUGUUUUUGGUGGAAUUCCGUAUUUGUUUUUGCAUUGGUAUCAUCAAUUGAAAGCUUAUUCAAUGUACAGCAGAUGUGCUCUUUCUGAAGCAGAUGUUGUACUUCUCAAGGAUUUUCUAAACAAUUACACAUUGGAGAAAGUAUCGGUAUCAGCAGUCUCAUCUCCAGAGAAUGCAUUUGCACAUGUACGAUUUUUUUGUAAUCGUAUGUUAAAAUAUGUGUGGGAUGAAACAUUCCAAGAAUUUAGGUUACUCAAAGGUUUGGAUAAUGGAGAAACUAAGUUGAGCGAUCUUCUAGAUGGUGCUGAAGGUUUCACAACUGUGGAACAAACUCGCCUUUUGGAGUACUAUGGACUGAACUCUAUUGCCGUGGAAGUAAAAUCUUACUCAAAACUCUUUGUUGAUGAAGUAUUGAAUCCAUUUUAUAUUUUUCAAAUUUGGAGUGUUGUUCUUUGGUCUUUUGAUGAUUAUUACUAUUACGCAGGAUGUGUAAUGUUUCUGUGCAUUCUGUCAAUGAGCACAUCCCUCUAUCAAACAAGACGGCAAAGUAUUGCAUUAAGUGAACUUGUUGCUGCCUCUGCAACCCAAACUAUUACUGUGUUAAGGAAAAAUGGAAAGCAGGAAGAAGUGAAUUCCACUCAUGUAGUACCUGGUGAUAUUAUUGUUCUUCCUUCACAUGGCUGUAUAAUGGGAUGUGAUGCUGUGUUGCUCACUGGUAGUUGCAUUGUCAACGAAAGCAUGCUCACAGGUGAUGAAUUUUUUUAGUUACACUUGUAGCUAAGCAUUUUUUAUCUUUGUGUCGAGGAAUUGCAAAGCAAAGUGUCUUUUUUAUCUUUGAAUUUGAGGGGGAAUUGCUAAGCGAAUAUCUUAGUUUGUGUGUAUUAUUCUAUUAAUUGUCAUUUUCAUUGCACUACUUUUUAUUUUAAUCAGUGUUUCAUGUCAUGUACAAUGUAGUGGACCAUGGAUGUCAAAUUGUUGGAAAAGAUGAA
Gryllus bimaculatus (two-spotted cricket) is the source of this 2270-nucleotide messenger RNA. The record is from the annotation of a GenBank genome assembly. NCBI's taxonomy places the organism in Eukaryota, Metazoa, Arthropoda, Insecta, Orthoptera, Gryllidae.